AUGAGCGAGGAUCCUAACGUGUAACAGGUGUUGUACAUGAUAUCCUGCGAGUCCAAAAUCAGGACACAUUAUGUAAAAAAACUGGUGGUGCGCUUGUCACUGGGGCAGGUAAAUGAUUACCAUAAACUUCCUACAGUUCAACUGAAAGCAAAUUUACAACCUGCCCGCUGCCGCUCAGACGCCACCUGGGGACAACAUAGGCACUUUUAACCGGCUGGAUUUAAGAACUCAUACUUUCGAUUUUUGGAGACGCCAAGUCCGAAUCGUGUUCUUCGACUGCCAGCUAGAAGCCUGAAUGCUAAAUUAAGUUUUCGCUUGUGCCAGCCGUGGCGUCCUUUGGUCGACCAUCGAGCGGGUUGACGGCUGGCGAUGGACCGCUUCAGGUAUUUAAUUUUUAACCAAAAGCGCGUACUCUUCCUGGGUGUCCUCCAAGUGGCAUGUGCGGCGAUCUGUUUGAUUUGUGGCGUCAUGGAUGCCGUUUUCCGCAAGGAUACCCCGCUAAGUACAACCAGGACACCAGUGUGGGGCGGAAUGGUCAUGGCUUGUCCAGGUGUUUUGGCUCUGUUUGCAUCUCAAAGGAAAAAUCCAACACUGGUGAGUGUGAUGGUGGCAGCAGCGUGCCUUUCUUGCGUGGCUUCUUUCUUUGUAUUGGGCUAUUCUUGUCUAACGCUCACUUAUGGAGAGGAAGAUAAGGAGGUCUUCCACCAUCAUAACAGUCCCGAAGUGACAUUUGUGCUCCAUCGGAUGGUGAAGGGUGCCAACGCCACCACGAUCUUAAGCUGCACCCUCAGCCUGCUCCUGUCGUCCCUCAUCGCUUACGUGGGUUGCAGGAGUCUACCCCGGUGUGGCUGCUACGACGCCCGAACUGGACUGGAGACACUGGUUCCACAAUGUGACCCAGUGGAAGCUGAGAUGGUGUGUACCUGGCAAGCUGGAGGUGAUGACAGGCUCUUCAACUCUCCAGCUCAGACGAUAGACUCUGGUACCACAGAGCAGGAAGGUCCCUCAAAGUUGCCUCCAUACAGUAGACUGAACUAAAACAAAUUUCUCAUACUUUCACACGCGACUGGAAGACGUGAUGCUGCUUAAGAUUGUGCCAAUCAUUUGCUUUCUUGACAGAGCAGGUACCAAGCAUUGGGCACUCCAGUAGCAUCCUUCUCUCACUAAAGAUUACUGUACAUAGUUUCUUACGUAAUAUUUACCUAAACUUAGUAUUUCACUGCCUCUGUUGUAACAAUGUGACUUUUAAAUUUGUAAACCAUUUCAUGAAUAAAUUCUG
Hippocampus comes (tiger tail seahorse) is the source of this 1279-nucleotide messenger RNA. RefSeq lists its product as uncharacterized. The record is from RefSeq and is a predicted model, not a curated record. The transcript is spliced from 6 exons. NCBI's taxonomy places the organism in Eukaryota, Metazoa, Chordata, Actinopteri, Syngnathiformes, Syngnathidae. Gene Ontology annotation, cellular component: membrane. The coding region runs from base 370 to 1038 and encodes 222 amino acids.